GUUAUGAGCCCAAAGGCUCUGACCACUGCGCCAUGGAUUCCGCGGGCUCAGGUUUAGAGCCGACCUAUGAAGCAGAGGAGAGGCAGGAUGUGUCCGGGGCCGGAAGGGUUCCAGACUCCACGAGUGACACCGCUGCAGAUGAGAAUAGGCUGGCUCAGCAAGACGUGACGUCUGCGCGUGGGACUGGCUACUUUGUUGAUCAGACCUCAGAUGAGCAGGCGGCAGCGGAUGUGCUGGCUCGAGCUGAUGGUUUGGAACCAGAGUAUGAUUUUGAGUCUGCGGAGGGUGGCGUGCAUUCCCCGGAGAGAGAUGAGCUGCAGCAGGAUAGGCUGCUGGGUUUAUCUGGCGAUCGGGAAGAACAACAUGGAGCCGGAGCGGCUCACUCUCACGUGGAGUCUGCGAGACUGGAGGGAAGCUCUGGCUUGAGACAGCGUGAGGUUGAAGAGCGAUUUCCAGGACGAGGUCGCGAGACAGCUAUGCUGAACGGAGGGCCAAGACCUGGGAAGGGCCGUGGAAACCCAUCUGUGUUUUCUGGUUGGGAAGAAGCUGGAUUUACAGUACAAGCUCCACAGGAGGCUCAGGGAGUAAGCCGAGUUCAGCCUGGCAGCGUACCACUGGGCGGUGAGGCAACGAGGAUGGAGCAUCUGGAGUUUCUAGUCGAACAGCUGCUUGAGCAAAAUGCGCAGCUGAAGCAGGAGAGACUGGAUGUCCAGCGUCGAAGUUCAGCUGACUGGGAUGUAGGUAAGGGUAUCGGUUCUAGUGGUGAUGAUGGUUGGGCCCCUACUCUUAGAACCUUCAAGCCUCCAUGGACUAGCUUCGCGCAGUCAGAGGACGUACGUGCACCACCCUUGCCAGCCGUAGGCAUGCCUCAGUUCAGCAGUGGUAAUGCAAGACCGAAUCUCGAGUGCGCCAAGCUGGAGAAUCAGAGAGUCGAGACCCGAGAGGAGACUUCUGCUGAGGGUGAGGUUGUCCUUCAGUCAGAACAGCCAAAAUACUUCGCAAUAGAGGAUGGGGACCAAGGCGCCUCCACCACCGCCUCCGCCACCUCAGGUGUCGCCAACCGGGGCAUGCCAUGGGCAGUUGUUGGAUAUGCUAACGCAUCACCGGCUACACCAGGCGGUACUAAGGUUCCCAAGGUGCCACCUCCAGCUAGUCCUCCCCGCGAGUUGCAGAGGGAUGCCACUGUGCGAGUGACGCCAUUUUUCAACGAUCUUGCGCCGAGGGGUCAUGAGUGGUGGCAGCGAGUGAUCUUGGAGGCUAAGGCUGAGUAUGAUAGGAUGUUUCAGCCUGGGGGUUUGUCUGAAAGGUCUGAACUUCUGAAGGGGCUUACAGGGCUUCCAGUAUGUGACACCGCAUCUAGCGCGGUAGCUGCUUUGCAGAAGUGGUUUCGGCAUCUUGAGAGGGCUAAGACUAUGGAGAUUAGCGUGCCGGACAGUUCCCUGCUUCUGGAUGGGGUAGACAAGUGCAUGAAGGGCGUUCUUCAAGCCAAUCCCAAUCUCCUGUUUCGUAUCCAGGCCAUUCGUAUGCAGCUUCAGCUUGAUACAACUCCGACUCAGGAAGCAGUGGAAGAAUACACCAGGACUCUGCUUGCUGAGAUGGAGUUGUUGUCUGUGUCCAUGCCCGAUGCAGGGAACAAGCGACAGCGCAUUGCAGCGGUUACCUUAGACCCUGGAGAUGAUAAAGGAAAGGGUAAGAAGGGUAAGAAGGGGGACGAGGCAGGGAAAACAGCAGGUGUGGGCACCGGGAGAGGGGGAAAGGAUGCACGGAAGGUUUGCCCAGCCUGGUCUACAGAAGCUGGAUGCCCUCAGGGGAGGUUGUGCACUUUGGCUCACACUCCUGAACGUCCUGGGGGGUGCUGGGUGUGUGGCGGGAGUCAUCACAAGCAUGAGUGCAAGGCACCAGGAGGGGGAAAGGCCCCAAAGGCGGAUGGGGAGACUCCUAAUACAGGUGGUGAUGCGGAGCUGAAGAACAAGGAAGGAAAAGGCAAGGCAACCGACCGGGGGAAUCCCAAGGGUCCACGGGGGCAAGGGGGAAAGACGACGCAGAGGGGAACUAGUAGCCAGGGCGGCAUCUCGGAAGCUGCAAUCAAGGAGGCUGCUCAGAUUCUUCAGAGUCUCCGUCUGUCAGCGGUUCGGUGUGACAUCAAGAGUGCCUCGGAGGUUCUCAGCAGGGCCAAUGAGCAUGGCCGCAGAGGGCUCAUAGACGGGGGCGCAACGGCGUGUCUGCGCACUGCUCAUAGCUCGGAGAGGUCGUUGCCAACGAUACCCGUACGGUUGGCAUGCGGGAGCUGCGAUUUACAUGUCAAUCAGUAUGGUACUUUGUUAAGUGGGGUUCCGGUUUCGCCGAUAAUUUCUGUGAAGGCACUGUUACGGCUCGGUUACCGCAUUGAUUGGAAUGCCUCAAGGUGCAGGGUAUAUCACCCCAAGUUUGGGGAACUUGACGUUGACACCAGCACUGGCUGUCCAGAGGUCGACGAGGGCGUUGCUUUGGAGUUAAUCGACCAGUACGAGCUGUAUGUGGGGCAGCAUGACACAAGGGGUGCAAGGUUGAGAUGUAUCAUUGAGGACUUGAAGACCAAGGGAACAAGGGACUUAGUGGGUUUGAUGGGGGACGGGGACUCGCAGGCGGAUGCGGCCUUCAGCGUGUACAUUGCUAGGCUUUUUCCAGGAGUGUGCAAUGAGACACUGGAGCAGUGCGUGGUCUUUGAAGCUGUUGCCCAUCGGUGGGACUUCGCUCAUCUGACAGUGGGGGAGUCAACCGACUUGCUGCGUGAGCGGGCGCAGAGGAAUGUGGAUGACGUUUUGAUCCUGAGGUUCUUUACUCUUAUUUUGCUGUCCUUUGAGUCUAACAGGGCAAAGGGCAUUCCGGAGCCGGCUUGCAUAGUGGAGCACCCCUGCUCAGAGCUUGAGGUUAAGGGAGAUACCGGCAAUCAGUGUGAUCAGGAAAGUGUUUCGCUGUGGAAUACUCCAGAAUGGCAGGCCAUUGAGCACUGUACGGGAAUGACGAAGGUCAAGUUCUUCCAGGGACCCAUGGGCCACAGAAAGCGUCGCCCUACUUGCUUGGGAACCAAUCUGGAGCCAGAUCCGGUUUUGGUUGAGUGUGGAGUUCCGUUGGAGGUCAUCGACUACAUCCCUAAGAGGGAUUUUGGUGUCGUUGCGGAACUUUGGACAGAGUGGGCCCGUUAUCUCAUUGUGGGUGUCCUAUCUGUGCCAAUUCUAGCGGUGGAUGGAAAAAGCGUCGAUGAGCCUUGUGAUGCUGAUCCAGGUCCUCCUCUGCCAGAGGGUGGUGUCAUUGAGGAUGCUGAGUGGUUGGCGGAUGGUUUGGAUAAAGUAGAGGAUCCUGACCCGGAGCUACCGAUGCGGGAGUUGGCGGAUGCUAGAGAGAAGUGGAACGAGUGGGAUCGUUUGGUGAAGUCGAGUCGGGAUGACUGGAUAAAAGAAGCCCAGUCGGAGCAUCUACCCAAGGUUGAGAUUGUUGAUUUCAUCUACGUGGAACCUAUUGAGAGAAAGACUCAUGGAGAAGUCUUGACUGCAAUUGGGAGGACUAUUCUCCAGGAGUCGGAUUCUGAGAAGUAUGAUUGGCCUCUAGCAGCCAAGUUGGCGGCUCAUGAGUUGAAGAAUGCAUCACGGCGAAGACUGAAGCUUGAUCUGCAGCAGUCACUGCCCUUCAACACCAGGGUUCAAAUCAUCAGCCGUAGCUGGAAGCGGGAAACCUGGGAGUCUCGUACCUCUACUGCUCUGGUUAAAUGUCCAUCCGCAGAUAUGUCUCGUGGUUGGGUUGUGGCGACUGAAGACGACAAGCUGUUGACUACGGGGAAGCUGUUUCCUUCCAUCGAUCAAGGAAAAGUGUCCUUUAGCAGCACAGGCCCUGCAGUGGAUCUUGAUGCACCGGAUUAUCGGCUUAAGGGCAAGACUUCGCUGAGGUUGGUUCAGGUCCCAGAGUGGUCAGAGCCUCUUCAUGCUGUGGAUAAGCUUGCAAAGGGCUUGUUUGAGCAGGAGAGAUUCAAACCGAAAGACCUUGCUGAAUUGGCGGUUGGGUUGUCACAGCUGUCUCAACAAAGUUCUCGUAUGGUAAAAGACCUUGGAGCUGCUGACCCCAAGUUGGGUAGAAGGUGUAACUUUCUUGCGGGUGCGUUUUCGUAUGGGGGAAUGACUGGGAUUAAGAGUAGUACCAAGGACCAUCCGUGGGUGACCAGGUACUUGACCGCAUACAUGAACAAGUACACCGAUGGUCUUUAUGCUGGUGUAGGAUUGAUUCUGAAUACGGAUCAUGCUUUGCAUCGGGACCUGCAUAACCAGAAGGGGGUUUCGAAUAUUGUCCUUCCGGUGGUUACGUCUGGGGGAGGUCUGUGGCUCCAGGACUCUCAGGCGGAAGGUGAGUUGGGAGGCGCUGGACGGGACCUAGUGGUUAAGCAUACACCUGAUGGAAAAGCCUUGGAGGGUCGGGUACAUGUUUAUAAGGCGCACGAGGCGAUCAAGUUUCUUCCCAACCGAUGGCACGAAUCUGUUGGUGCUACCGGACAACAGCUGCUUUUGAUCGGAUACACACCUCGCAGCCUUCACAAGCUGUCACGGUCAGAUCGUCAGUGGUUGUGGCACACUGGCUUCACCCUGUUACCUGCGAGUAAGGAUGAGUUUUGGGGUUACAAUCAUAGUGCACAGGUGUUGACCAGGUAUCACCCGGUCCCGAGACGGCAAAUGUUUGUGCCCUCAGCACAUGAGUGGUUGCCGUUUGAUCGCGACUGGAUUGGUGACAUUAGUGUGCUGGAUGAAGUUGCGACGCAGCAUCAGAAGGUUUGUGCUCUUCUUCAGGCAGCGGAAGAUGAAUGCUGUGAGCAGGUUACUGGUAGUGUCGACAAGCUCUACUGGAGCGCUCUAGAGGCGCUGGAGUGCCAGGGGUGCGAGUUGCAAGGGUAUGAAAGUCAGCUGUUGAAUUCUGCGAUGCCAGUUGUUCUGAAGAGCCUGUCAGUUGUCGAUUCUGUGGUGACUGGCGAGGGAGAAGAGAGUGCGAAGACUGAAGGUUUGGACUCGGGGGGUGGAGACCUUUCUGAUCCUCCACCUCUCCAAACAAAAAUCAUUGGAGCCGAUCAGGUGCGCCGAGAGCCGGAAAAGUGGGUUCCUUCAAUGAAAGAAGAGUACCAAUCCCUUGUAUCCCGAACUGGAGCUGUACAGGAGCUUUCAGACAGCCAAUACAAACAGUUGCUUGAGGACCCAGGCGUCACAUUGGAAGUCAUUCCCGGAAAACUAGUAUACGUCCACAAGUCGUCGGGAAGGCGAAAAUCCCGAAUAGUCGGGUGCGGCAAUUAUUGCCAGGGGGGAAGCAGCGAGCGAAGCGAGCUCUAUGCGAGCGGGGCGGGGGCCGAAUCGCUUCGCCUAAUGAUCCGUAGGUGUGCACUUCAGUCUGAGUGGGUGCUCGCGUCUGUGGAUGUGCGAACGGCAUUCCUUCAAGCACCGCUGCUUGAGCAGCAACGUGAUGGCCGACGCCUUAUCACCAUAGUCCGCGUGCCCUCUAUUUUGCGAGAGACAAGUGUGACAGAUUGUAAGUUUUGGAGAGUGCAGAAAGCGCUCUACGGACUUGCAUCAGCUCCAAAGUCCUGGUCCAGCUACCGGGACAAGGUUCUAGCUGGACUUCGUAUUCCUUGCGAAGGGGGCGAGUUGCGCCUCUCAAAGAUGAUAGAAGACGCAAAUCUGCUUCACAUCAUCAGGAUUCCAGGUGGGGAUGAGAAUGUAAACUCAGAGGGCCAGAGGAUUGGGAUCAUAGCUCUCUACGUGGAUGAUAUAUUGAUUGGAGCUGAGCGAUCAGUUUGUGAGGCGGUGAUAAGAGCCUUGCAGGAUCAGUGGGAGCUAUCUUCGCCCGAAUGGAUUGCUGACACGGGAGAUCAAAUGAAGUUUGCAGGAUAUGAGCUUCAGAAGACUGCUGAAGGUAUUCGUCUGCAUCAAGAAAGCUAUGUUCAGGAUUUGCUUGAACAGAACGAAGAAGUCACGGGGACGGAGCGGACUCCGGCUGUGAAGAUGGGUAGCUUUGAUGAUGUGGUUGAUGAAGCUGAAAGGCGGGAUCUCACGAAGAGGUCGCAAGGCCUGGUGGGUCAACUUUUGUGGUUGGCUGGACGUACAAGGCCUGAUCUGGCCUACGCUGUUAGCAUGGCGGCGCAAAAGAUCGUGCCGUGUCCUCGUGAAGCCCUAGCGCGAGCAGAGCAUGUAGUGAAGUACUUGAGGGGAUCUCCUGGAGUUAGUCUUCAUUACAAGGCAGCAGAUGGCGAUUGUGGAAGAUGGGGGCAGCUGAGACAUCGGCAGACAAGCACGACAUUGGAUGUUUAUACGGACGCCUCGUUUGCAGCGGAUGAACAGUGUAGAAGUUUUGGAUCAGUGCAUUUGUACUGGGCUGGAGCUCUGGUGUCGUGGGCUGCUGCUCGCCAAACCCUCAUUGCUGCUCAUACUGCUGAAAGCGAGCUUUAUUCUCUUGCAGAAGGACAUUUGAUGGGUAAAGCCUUUAGACCCACUGUAGCUGCAUUGAUGGAUGUGAGUGAGCAGGGAGUCACUUGUCACCUAUAUUGUGACAACGCGGCGGCAGUGCAGCUUUGCAUCCUGGAAUCGGGGUCGUGGAGGACACGGCAUCUACGACUACGAGGGGCCAUCAUCAGACAGGACAUUGAGAAUGAAGUGUGGUCUCUAGCGCACCUAGAUGGGGUUUAUAUGCCUGCAGAUUUGGGCACGAAGCCAGUUGGACCAGCGAGGCUGGAAGAUCUUAUCAAGUUGUGUGACUUGUUGAAUCCACAUGUAAGUGCAAACGAUGAUCCUCCGAGACCCAGCGUAGCAGCUUUAAGGACGCAGCCGUCAGGAUUCACUUCGAUUCUUUUGGCUUUGCUGAUGCUUGUGCAGGUUAAUGGCGCGAAGGCUUUGGAAGGAAGUUUGCCAGAGUCAACUGGUACUACCUUGGUUUUCGGAUUUGUGUUGGGAUUAGGUGUUGGGUGUGGAGUUUAUGUGGCUGAGGGUCUAGGGAGGCUUGCUGGCAGGUGUCUUCACAGGGUUAGAAAAGCCAGGAUGAGAUCAUCAUGCUCUGUGUCGAGUGAAGCAUCCGGUGGUCAGUGCUUGCUGGUACAGUCUGUAGGUGUUCAAACCUCACCCGAACCCCUCCUCGCCAUGCAACCGGGAUUGAGCGAACGUACCGAUGUGGAACGGGUCAUGAUUCCAUUGGCAUCAGGAGAUUUGGUUCCUAUCGAAGAAGCUACGUAUGAUGAUAUAAGGGAUGCUUAUUAUGCUGAUCUUCGCUCAGCGUAUGAGAAUGCGGAAGAUGUGCCAGAGCAUCUUCGCGAGGAUGCUUUUCGACGGACGUUGAUUGCAGGGUUGGGCUCACCUAGGAUCCCUACUGUCGCUCGUCCCCCGAACUACCCUGCUGUGGAUCAUGAGGACCCUGCGCCGGUCGUUGAGCUAGAACACCAGGUGUAUCAAGUAGGAGAUGAUGACAUAAGUAGCUCUGAGGAUUCAGAUCAAUCUCUGUCGAUUGCUGGGAGCACUGCGACUGGGGGAGCUGUACGAACUGCUCGGUCGGGCAGUGAUGGAGAGGGUUCGCCUAGUGGUGGGUCGAGCUCGAGUGGUCAUGGUGCUACGUCUAGGUUGGUUGCUUUGAGUGUCGUCGCUCUUCCGCAUGGGGCCAGGGGACAUUCAGGAAGUGAGUUGAGUAUGGGCGAUGCUGAGGGGACUUGGGAGUUGUGGAUAGUUUUGGGGUUGAUUGUUUUAGUUAGCAUGCUUUUAGGUGCUGGUUGUUUGUUUUUCGGAUGGAAGUAUUUUGGGGACAAGCGGAUGAGUACUGGUAACACUUGUCAUGCAGAGGGAGGAGCCGUCCCGAGUGAGACGCCAAGAGCGACUGGGAGCGAUCGUGAUCAACUAGCUUCGCCUGUGAUAAAUAUCACGGUCACGGGAAGCACUGCAGAGACUAGGUGGAGUGGGUCAGAAUCGUUUGUUUCUUCUGAGAGCAUGAGCCAGGGGGAGCCUCGGGUUCAGAUCCAGAAGUCCUCGCGCGGCGAGGGUAAAGGAGUGGGAACGGGUAAGAAGUCAGUCGAGGUUUUGUGUGGGGAUCAAGCAACUUCAGGCGGUACGGGCCGGGUGGUAUCCAGGGCGGAGGAACCUCAAUUCUUGUACCCUAGUGGUUUAGGCCCUUCGGUGACCCGUGUGGAGGACCCUGACCUGUUAGACCCUAAUGUUUUAGGCCCACAGGGUACUCGUCAGCGCAUCAGGGUGGAGGGACCGGCAACUGGAGGAGGAGUCAAGACACCUCAACCUCUAGGCCCUAGUGGUUUAGUCCCAGCGGUGACCUGUGUGGAGGACCCUCGACCUGUAGACCCCGGUUUAGGCCCCGUGGUUACCCGUGUGCAGUAUGAUGGCGCUGGCAGCGCUAGUGCAGCAGAGGUGCGAGAUCAGAACCCUGCAGAAGUCCCAAGGUUGCGCAGCAGUCUAGGGGCGUUACGACAGCGAGUCAAUCGCUCCGGGACUGAAAGCAGGCCAGUUGAGAUGGUUGGGCCAAGAGCUGCCCAGGCAACUCCGGAUGUAUUGGGCGGGUCACGGGAGCCUUUAGAAUUUCCAGGUUUGGGUAACUUGAGGGAGCGGGUUCCAUUGGAUCGGUUUAGUCGACCUCAGGGUGUGAAGCAGAAAGUAAUCCUCAGCUGUCGAGGUGAAGAUCUGACCCCGUUUGUGUACUUGACGCAGCAUGGUGGAUGCUUACAUAGCGGAACAGAUUGCCCUCCCAUGCGGUGUUCGGGGCAACCUAUUCAACGUAGCCUGUGUAGGUAUUGCUUUGAGGUUCAGGGUUCAGGCCUUCCUUCAAGAAGAGAUGCGAGCGGAACCGACCGUGUUGUCUGCUUUACAAAAUCCGGGCACUAUGUACACGCAGCAGAAACAUGCAGAUGUCUCGAUCGAGAUGAGGAGAUGCUGUAUCGCAAGCUGUGUAGAUGUUGCAGAUGGGGGCCAUGA
This is a messenger RNA of Symbiodinium necroappetens, 8966 nucleotides long. The record is from the annotation of a GenBank genome assembly. NCBI's taxonomy places the organism in Eukaryota, Dinophyceae, Suessiales, Symbiodiniaceae.